Tuber aestivum (summer truffle) is the source of this 1565-nucleotide messenger RNA. The record is from the annotation of a GenBank genome assembly. NCBI's taxonomy places the organism in Eukaryota, Fungi, Ascomycota, Pezizomycetes, Pezizales, Tuberaceae.
AUGGUCAAUCUCGGGACAAUAUAUCAACAAUAUGUGAUUAUUGCUGGGGACCAAAGUAUUAUCAGCUUUUCCGAGACCUUUCCGGCAAAAAACUAAUCUACUGCGGUGACCAGAAGAAGCAUCUAGGCCUUAUAGAAUAAUUCCCUAUAGCAGGAACACCAAAUUCACUGGUCGGAAAAGUAUCCUGGACUCGGUAAAGAGCCUCUCCGGGCGUAAGGGCCACAAUCGGAUUGCACUUCUUGGAUUGGGCGGCUCUGGGUAUGCUUCCAUUAAUUUGGUAUCUGAAGAGCCUACUAACUUUGCUCAGAAAAACCCAGAUCGCGCUCGAAUAUGUUCAUCAGUGCGCAAGCGAGAGCGAUCGUGAUAUUUACUGGGUGCAAGGAAGCGGAGUGUUAAAAUUUAAAGAGGGUUUUAGGGCUAUUGCCCAACAUGUCCGAAUUCCUCUAGCCAGUGCCGACAUGGAAGAAGAGGGAUUCCUAUUGAGUGUAAGGAGAUGGUUUGAGGGCGCAGAUAGCGGCAAUUGGGUUCUGGUUAUGGACAAUGCCGACAACGAGGAGGACUUUGCCAGUAACAAUAGUCCCAUCGCUAAGUUUGUGCCACAAGGCCCCCGAGGUACUCUUAUAUUCACCACCAGAUCUCGCCAGGUCGCAUUGCGCCAGGCGUGCGAAAGGAUUGAGGUGGGAAAAAUGGAGGAAGAUGAAGCGCGAGCCUUGUUUUCGAGACACUAUGGUAGCGGGGGAAAUUUGAGGGACGGGGAAGAAGAGGUUGUUGCUAUGAUCCUAGGUUCGGUGGGCCGCUUGCCGCUGGCUGUCGUAGGAUCCGCGGCUUUCAUGGUUGAGACCGAAACACCACCCCCCGAAUACUGGACCAUUUUUCAGGAGAACGAUAAGCGGAGGACAAAGCUACUUUCACAGCAGUUUAGCGAUAUCCGCCGCGAUGUCGACAUGACAGAAAGUAUUUUGAGCACAUACUUCAUCACCUUUGACCGUAUUACAGAACAGAUGCCGACCGCCGGCGACCUCCUACGGCUGAUUGCCUUCUUUGAUCGUCAAAAUAUACCUGAGGAGCUCCUGCGCGAAUCUGGAGUUGAAGGGGUAGAUGAUCCGGUUGAAUUCCGCCAGGCUGUUGGAAAACUCUCUGGAUUCUCAUUAGUUACUGCUACUAAAGGUGAAGAUAAAACAUUUUAUGAACUCCAUCGUUUAGUGCAGCUAUCGGUACAGGCCUAUUUAUCGCCGGAAGAGUUGAAUAAAUGGAGAACCACCGCAUUGCGAGUCAUCUCCCGAAUAUUCCCGAAAUAUGAGCACGAGCUGCGGAAUAUCUGCGAUGCAUACAUUCCACACGCACUUACGGUAACUGACGGCCCAACGGAUGUUAUUGCGGAAGACCUUUGCUUCCGUAUGGCAGAGUGGUUUCUACAUUUGGGUUCCUACGACCGUGCAGAAGUACAAAUCCGUCGAUGUAUCCGGCUACGGGAGGAGCAUAAAGAGCAAGGCUGGGAUAAGGGUCAUGGGAGACUUAUGCUAUUGGGACGGGUGAGCGCAUGUCAAGGAAAGGCUCGGGAGGCG